Molecule: messenger RNA, 3659 nt
Organism: Chara braunii
Lineage: Eukaryota; Viridiplantae; Streptophyta; Charophyceae; Charales; Characeae
Source: the annotation of a GenBank genome assembly
GCGAGCCGACUCACACAUACUCACUCCGCUCCCUCGGUCCCCUUCCUCUUAUCGGUGGGCCCCUUUCCCCACACACUCCUCUGAGGACUACCUCCAUUCCCCUUCCGACCAUGGAAGUGAGUUCAUCCGAGGAGAUCGCCGCGGUGCAGUCCACAGUCCACGUCAGCGCGCCGUCAUCGGCUCAUGAUCAGGCCCAUGCAGACACGAUGGACCUUCAUGCCAUCCUUAUAGCAAUCCAGGCACAACUUAGUACGCUUGGACCGUUGCAAGCGCAAAUCAAUGAGCUAGCCCUCGACGUCAACCGCCUCAAGGGCUCCCCUCAUCGCUCUCUCCACCGCUCUCACACCCCUUCCCCUACAGGCUCCGAUUCCGGCUUCCUAGGACUCCAGAGACGGAGUCACCAUGGUUCCCCCUCCUCUGCGGGCCAGGCCCAGCAUUCCCCCUCAGCAGUGGUGAGUGUUGCUACCGCUCAGACCACCCCGUCCGUUGCGGCAGUUCUUCCGGCCACGGCCGCCCCUACCGUCUCUACUACUGCCGUAGGUGCUGCGGUCCAGGCUCGUCAGGAGCGACUCAGGAGGCACGUCAACGUCCUGCGUCGUCUUCUCACUCUGCUCUCUGACCCUGAUCGCACCCUACCCAUCAUCCCUAUUCGCCUAGGGACAUCUACGAGGGUGUACCGCGCUUUAUGGGACUCUGGCUCGCAGGGAGAUUUCGUUCACCCUCGAGUGGUUGAGGAAGCUCGCCUAGCUACCUCUGGGUCUCAGUCUCCUAUCUCCGUUACCCUCGGAGAUAACAAGACGCAGCGCUUCUUCGAUCAGACGGUCCCCGACCUCCACUUCUCCCUCACCCUCCAGCCAUCGGAUAGUACCCAGACGCCUAGGCGCUACCAUUCCUCCGCAUACUUCGACGUGUUGGAGACUGGGUACGACUUUAUCCUUGGCAAUCCCUGGUCUCGCCGGUUCCGCAGCACAGAGGCCGAAUGGGCGACCGAGACACUCGUUCUCAAAACGAAGUGUGGUCAGACCCAUCGCGUCCCGUUCAUUGGAACCACAGGCGACACCCCACCCGACCUACUUCCCCAGGACCCUCGUCCCUCAGGGUCCCACCCCAACAUCGCGUUCACUUCCCCUCGUCAGUUUGUUCACUUCAUACGACAGGAGGACGUCACGUUCUACUCAGUGAACGUCAUGGAUCUUCUUCGCUACGAUCCACUCUGUCUCGAGGUUGAGCUCAUCUCUCUGGAGUCCGAUCCCCCUAACCCUCCUUCCAUCUUCGCGGCUCCCAUCUCUACAUCCACUCGUCAGCCUGCGGAUACCCCCUCCACGUCUCAGGCCCCUGCGCCGUCGACUGUCGAGUCCACACAUACGUCUCGUGCUGACGCAGACGCCGAGGAACUCACACGGUUCACGGCAGACUUAGAGUCGGCCCUUCGCGACCUGAUUCGAGAGUACCGCGAUGUCUUUCCCCCGUAUUUCUCAUAUAGCGGAAUUCCCCCGGAGCGUGGUGUUGAGCAUUCUAUCCAGCUCGUGCCUGACUAUCGUGUUCACCAUCAAGCACCGUACCGACUCUCGAUCCCAGAGGCGACGGAACUCAAGCGUCAUCUUGAGGAGCUCCUUCGACUGGGUUUCAUUAAACCCAGUAACUCCCCUUGGGAUGCACCUGUCCUCUUUGCUCGCAAAGCGGACGAAACUCUCCGCCUCUGCAUCGACUAUCGCGGCCUUAACCGUUACACGGUUAAGAACAACUAUCCCAUGCCCCGCGCGGAUGAGCUGUUUGACCAUCUGGCAGGCAACCGCUUCUUCACGAAGAUCGAUCUUCGUCGCGGUUACCACCAGAUCCGCGUUGCCACAGAGGAUCAGUCAAAAACCGCCUUCCGAUCACGCUUCGGCCACAACGAGUUCACCGUGAUGCCAUUCGGCCUCACCAAUGCACCCGCCACCUUCCAGACGACGAUGAACGAUAUCUUCAGGGACAUCCUUGAAGAAUACGUUCUCGUAUACUUGGACGACAUCCUGGUCUACAGUCGUACCUUAGAAGACCAUCUCAGACACCUCCGCGAUGUCCUACAGCGCUUACGCAAGCAUGGCCUCUAUGCCAAGCUCAGUAAGUGCCGCUUUGCCCAGCGCAAAGUGAACUUCUUAGGACACCAUGUGUCUGACCAGGGUCUCCACAUGGACGACACGAAGAUCACUGCUAUUGCAGAGUGGCCCGUCCCCACAUCUGCCAAGCAGCUUCGCAGUUUCCUAGGCCUCACCAGCUACUAUAGUAAUUUUAUCCAGGGAUACGCUAGUUUCACCACUCAGCCCAUCAAGGGUGAAACGAACCGCGUCGCCGAUGCCUUGUCCCGUCGUCCUGAUCACAAUCAGGAACCCAUCCAUCUUGCUGCCAUCUCCAUCACCACUGUUGAUCAGUCGGUGAUCGACGUGUAUCGUACUCAGUACCUUCACUGCCCCGAUUAUCGCGUCAUCCACGCGACACUGCGGAGUGGCAAGACCGUUCCUUCCUACUCCCUCGGGGAGAACGGCCUCGUCUAUUGGCAUGGCAGAUCUGAUCAGCUAGAACCACAUAUCUGCGUUCCCUCCACCGGACAGCUCCGCGUCCAGGCUGUAGCAGAGUUCCAUGACCAGGCAGCUGCCGGUCAUAUGGGUUUCCACAAGACGUUGGCUCGUGUUUGCCGCCUAUACGUCUGGCCGAAGUCCAAGGACUUUGUCAAAGCGUACAGCCAGGAGUGUCCUACCUGCCAGGAGGAUAACAGUGCGAACCACCUUCCGUAUGGGUUACAUCAGCCCCUACCCAUACCUGAAGGUCGUUGGAAGUCCAUCUCGAUGGAUUUCAUUGGUCCCCUCCGCCCACCCACAGAGCGCGGUCAUGAUGCUAUCUUGGUCGUCGUCGAUCGCUUCACGAAGCGUGCACGUUUUGUCUCAUGCCGCUAUCGCAUUAGCGCUCAUGAGGUCGCCGACAUCGUCUUCGACCGAGUCGUGAGAGAUCACGGCUUACCUCAGAGCAUCAUCUCCGACCGUGACCCGCGCUUUACCAGCACAUUCUGGCGACGCCUACCCGAGGUGUACGGAUCCCAGCUCCGUUUCUCAUCGUCUUACCACCCUCAGACGGAUGGUCAGACUGAGGUCACCAAUAAAACUCUCGGUAAUUUCCUCCGAAAGUUUAUUAGGGAUGACCAGCAGUGGGACUUACACUUAGCCCACACGGAGAUUGCGUACAACCACGCUGUUCCGCCAACCACGGGGAGGUCGCCAUUCUAUUGCGACCUCGUCUACCACCCUCGCGUACCCGCGGAUUUCCUACGACCAUCGCGGUUGCGCCCAGACACUCGUUGCCCUGCGUUUGACGACUGGAUCGCCCACAUGGUGGCGAUUAUGAAGCGCGCACACGAAAGUUUAGCCGACUCCCAGACUCGCAUGGCCGCAUGAGCGAACCGAUCACGAAUGGAUCAUCCAUUCAAAGUCGGUGACGAUGUGCUUGUCGACCCACACCACUUACAGUUCGAAGCAGAUACGCUUCGCAAGUUCAGGCGUCGUUUCUUCGGUCCAUGCUGCAUCCUUUAGGCCGUCGGUUAUGAUACUGCCGCUAGUCCGGUCAGCUUCCGUGUGAAGCUACCUAAUUACCUUCGACAGGCUCGCGUACACGAUGUUUACCACGUC